Messenger RNA from Drosophila eugracilis, 1021 nucleotides. RefSeq lists its product as uncharacterized. The record is from RefSeq and is a predicted model, not a curated record. Bases 98 to 469 code for a protein of 123 amino acids. Lineage: Eukaryota; Metazoa; Arthropoda; Insecta; Diptera; Drosophilidae. The transcript is spliced from 4 exons.
AUAAGGCUAGCCCAAUGGCCAUGGAUUUUAUUAUAUAUAUUUGGAUGUUUGAUUGGAACUCUUUAGUAUUGAUUUGAUAUCAUAUGAAAUUAUUAUCAUGGCCUCAACGAAACUACUAUUAUUUGCUGGCCUGGUGGUCAUUAUGACUGACUACUGCUGUGCGGGACUCCUGGACGAAGUUGUCCCCACCAUCAUAACUGAGUUUUAUAGUCAAGCACCAACAAAGGAGGGAUAUCGCUUUAACUCGGAGGAGCCUAAUGGCAGCAAACGAGAAGAAGUAGGAAUGAUUCUUAACCCGGGCACCGAAAAGGAGGAACUCGUUGUGAUGGGCUCCUACUUUACCCACGACGAGAAAACAGAUACGGACACCGUGACUAUGUAUACGGCCGACAAAAAUGGCUAUAAAGCACGCUAUGAAAUUAAGAAUAGAAAACUGAGUGGCGGCGCCCUUAAGACUGCAGCUGGAUAAAAAGUAAAGGAUUAAAACAAAAACUAAAAAAAUUAAGUAAAUUAAAUUAGCAAUGUACAGAAGUACGAAAUACAUUGUAAAUAUUAGAUAUUUAAAGAAAUAGAAAACACUAUACCAUAAUUAUAACCAUAUAUUAACCGAUUUGUUUCGGUUUUAUUUACUGAGGGUAAUCCGUUCGAAAUGGCGUUUAAAAGGUAGUAUAUAAAGUCUUCUGCUUCAGGAUAUCCGUUAUUGUAAGAGACCUAUUCUACGAUGGCCUCCGCAAAAUUGCUUCUUUUCGCCGCAUUGAUUGUCCUUAUGGCAGUCAACUGUUCCGGUGGGAUUUUGGAAGCUAUUAUUUCCCCCAUUAUAGAGACAGCUGUGGGAGUCUUGGAUCCGGGCACCAAUUCAAUCCAAGUCACGAAUGAGACCCCUGAAAAGCAGGACCGUUAUGAAGAGAAAAAUAGACAACUGAGUGCGAGCUCCCUCAAAGCCGUGGCUGGAUAAAAUAAGAAAAUUAAAAGUGUAAAUAAUAAAUAUGUAGAAAUGUUUUCAAGAACAUUUUAAAACGAA